UUUUUCUUCUUUUUUAUUGCGCACAAAUUUGAGUGGAUGCAGUUUAAUCAGUGGUAAAAAGAGUUUCGAUGGCUGCACAAUCAGCAGUCACGUUAAUCUGCACAGCAUCAUCAUCCUCAUCAGAGCACGAGCAGCGUGUUUCCCCUCCACCCUGCAGGUGAUGAUGAUGCUGCUGCUGUGGGCGGAGGCUUCCGCUCCUGAUAAUAGCCCGAGGACUCUGCUGGUCUCCAACUAGUCUGGGACUCAAACCAGCCUGACAAUAAACUUUUCCACUGCAAAGACAAACUGGGAGACGACACAGAGGAGAUCAGCCUCCCGGCAGGAUUCAUUUUACAAGCUGCCAAGCCACAACUUGGAUUCAUUGCCAAAGCUAAGAGAUACUCCAACGGAACAAGGACCAUUAAUUUCAGGCUUUGGCUUGAUAACUGCUUUAUACUACACUAUAUGAUAAUGUGCAGAUGACUGCAAAUGAUGAUUUUGUUGCUCAGUUGAAUACCACUGUUUGACACCCUAAUAAACAGGUAAAUUAGGCAUCUUUGGACUUAAAUUUGUGCAAAUUUCAGUGAUUUUCUGGACAAAACACACAGCUUUAGUUUAGUUCUGUUUAAGAGCUACAAAACUGCUCAAACAUGGCCGCUGCUAGCAUCAUGGAAGCGGCAGACAUCACUGUUGUAGUAAUCUACUUCAUCCUGGUGCUAGCUAUUGGUUUCUUUGCCAUGUGGAAAGCUAACAAGAGCACAGUGAGCGGGUACUUCCUUGCUGGUCGCUCCAUGAAUUGGGCGGCUAUAGGAGCAUCUCUAUUCGUCAGCAACAUAGGAAGCGAGCAUUUCAUUGGACUGGCUGGAUCAGGUGCUGCAACUGGGUUAAGUGUGGCUGCAUGGGAAUUAAAUGCUUUACUAUUGCUCCAGUUGUUAGGCUGGAUAUUUAUCCCUGUGUAUAUUCAGUCUGGAGUCUACACCAUGCCGGAGUACCUGUCCAAACGGUUCGGCGGGAACAGACUAAAAGUGUACUUUGCAGCGUUAUCACUCGUCCUGUACAUCUUUACCAAGUUGUCUGUGGAUCUCUAUGCCGGGGCCUUGUUCAUUCAGGAAUCCUUAGGGUGGAACCUCUAUCUGUCAAUCAUCAUCCUCAUCACCAUGACAGCUGUGUUGACAGUCACUGGAGGUCUGGUUGCUGUCAUCUACACGGAUACAGUCCAGGCAUUGCUCAUGAUCGCCGGAGCACUGUGCCUCACAGGCAUCAGCCUCUUUAAAGUGGGAGGACUUGAAGGUGUAAGGACCAAGUACAUGCAGGCUACUCCGAACAUCACUGCCAUCAUGCUUUCUUCACCCAACCUGACAUAUUCUGAAUCUUGCUACCACCACCUCCACCCGAAGCCAGAUGCCCUGAAGAUACUUCGAGGCACGAGGGAUCCAGACCUGCCUUGGCCUGGUUUCUUACUGGGCCAGACUCCUGCUUCUAUUUGGUACUGGUGUGCUGAUCAAGUAAUUGUGCAACGUGUUCUGGCAGCAAAGAACAUUGCCCAUGCCAAAGGUUCUACUCUCAUGGCUGGCUUUCUGAAAAUACUUCCCAUGUUCAUUAUUGUCAUACCAGGGAUGAUUUCCAGGAUCUUCUUUCCUGAUGAGUUGGCCUGUAUCAGCCCAGAGCACUGAAUGGAAGUGUGUGGUUCUGCAACUGGCUGUAGCAACGUAGCUUACCCACGGCUCGUCAUGUCUGUGAUGCCCGUUGGUCUCCGCGGCCUAAUGAUGGCUGUCAUGAUCGCAGCUCUAAUGAGCGACUUGGACUCCAUCUUCAACUCAGCAAGCACCAUAUUCACAUUGGAUAUUUACAAGAUGAUACGAAAGAAGGCGUCAUCCAGGGAGUUGGUGAUAGUCGGCAGGUUGUUUGUGGUUUUCAUGGUGAUCAUCAGCAUUGCCUGGGUGCCAGUUAUUAUUGAGAUGCAGGGAGGCCAGAUGUUCUAUUACAUCCAAGAAGUUACAGAUUACCUGACUCCACCUGUAGCUGCUCUCUUCUUGCUUGGAGUCCUGUGGCAUCGCUGCAAUGAGACGGGUGCCUUUUGGGGCGGGUUAGUAGGGUUUACCCUUGGUGCGUUGCGUCUGAUUUUGGCAUUAGUCUACCGUGAGCCUCACUGCGACCAGCCUGACGAGCGGCCAUCUUUCAUCAAAGAUGUUCAUUUCAUGUAUGUGGCUGCCAUCUUGUUUUGGGUGUCAGCUUUGGUGACUGCAGUUGUGAGUCUUUGCACUCCUCCACCCAGAAAAGAACAAAUCAGAAGCACUACUCUGUGGGGGUUAAACAAGAGAAAGAAACUAAAACAACAAGAAAAAGAGAAAACUGGAGAUGCUGACAAUGCUUUGAAGCCUCUGAACCAUGCAAUCCUAAAUGGAAACAGUUUGCUUUGUGAAAAAAAGUAUCAAGACCUCCCAAACAAAAUCAAUGGGGUUGAGGCCAAUCAUGAAAAUGCUAAACCAAGCAAUGGUAAUGCUGUCACAGCCAGUGACCUAGAAACACAACUUCCAAUCCACAAUGGUUGCACCUCACCAAUUUUUGAUCCUAAAAUGGUAGAAGAGGGAGAAGGGAGAGGAGUUAGGGAUGCAGAGGAGGAAGGCUGCCUUGGAGAAGGAGUGGAGGGUGGGAGGUGUAUGAAGGCUUUAAAGUGGUUCUGUGGCUUCCAAGAGAAACCACUUGAAGCUCAGGUCAUUAAAGUGCAGGAACAGGAGAAGAUUGUGGAUAAGCUUUUACAUGAACCUCCACAAGCCAGAAUCAUCCUGAACACAGGACUGGUGAUGAUUUGCUCUGUUGGGAUCUUCCUCUUUAUCUAUUUCUCCUUAUAGGCUUGUUUAAUUCCAAACUGUUGGACACUUUUGACCAUAAACUACAAGCAGGGGUGUUCUGCAGAUAAGCUAUCCUUGAGUUUUUCUCUGAAGGGUUGCUUAAAGAAGAGCAUGAUGAACAGGAAAAAUGUUCCUAAGAACAUUUUGUUCAUUGUCAAAUUGCAAAUUAUGUGCAAAUGGCCUCUUUUAAUAGGGUUGAAAGUAUUGUAGCAGUGUAUGACCAUACGAGUACAAAUCAAACCUUCAAGAACAUUUUUUUUGUCCCGCGUCUCAGGCUUCCUUCUGAAUAGUUAAUGAGGAUGCUUAGAUUAACAUAUCAUUUCACUGUCCAAUCAAGGAACCAGGGGGAUGGGCCUACUUUGCUGCAAGUCUGUGGCAGCAACCAAAUGACAGCUACAGUAGCUUGAAAACUAAUCAUACAUCAACACCAGAUCUCCGCAUUGUAUCUUGAAUAUGUUAAUCUGAGCAUCCCUACUGGCUAUUCAGAAAGUAUGAAACGCGGGACAUGAAUUCAAAAAUUAAAUCUGUAUUUUUUUCAGUUUUUUUUUUUUUUUUUUUUUUUUUUUACAUAUUCAAACAUUUGAAUUAGUUUGAUCAAAAUGAUUUACACAUUCACACAAUUGAUGGAAUAUAUAUAUAGUAAAUACUUUCACAUAUUCAGAUAUGGCCAUACACAGCUACAAUACUUUUGACCCUACUUUCUUCCAGAUCUGGAUACACAGUUCAUCAUUUUUCCGUUUCUUUUACCUGCAAAAUUGGAUGUAGAACCCCAAGCAGAUUUGAAAUAUGCUUAGAAUUAGGCUGCGAAACCAACUCUUGAAAAGAGGUUUUGGUUGUUUUUUUUAAAUAGUUUUUUGUUGUAUUUUAUGAAAUUUAUUUUUUACACUGUAUAUAAGGCGGUAGGUGUCAAGGGUUCAGUAUGCUUCAAACAAACUAGCUCGUCAACUCUUGAUAUUUGCACAAUGAUAGUGGAUAAAACCUUUUUCUUUGGAAAGAAACCUGACAACUUUAUGAAAUGACAAGCCAUCAAGCAUGGAAUAUCAGUUUGAAAGUUACUAAAAUUAAUGGAGGCAGCCGCCUCAAUUCACAUCAGAAAACCACUUUGAAGCAUUCUCACUCCUUUUAGGAGACACUUGUUUUGAAGAUAGUCUUUUAUUGCUGUAGAUAGUCUUUUUAUUAGUUUCACUGUGUCAUAAUCAAUCAAUCAAUCAACCAAUCAAUUUAUUUGUCACAUGACAUCAUACAAGGUACAGAUCCCAUGAAAUGUAAUCCCUGUCAGCUCCUUUAACUUGUGCAUUGCAAGUCCCUUUUUGCCUCCUUUACUGGUGUUCUUACAUUGUAUGCUGCUGCUUAAUAAUUUUCCAUGUUUCCAGACUGUAGCCAUAAAUCGUAGGCUGCAGUGUGUGUGUGUGUGUGUGUGUGUGUGUGUUGCAACAUACCAGAUGGUUAUGGUAAUCCAUGGUUUCUGGUGGUAAAAUUAUCUAACUGUUUAGGGUACAGGUUGCUUUUGUUGUAUUUCAAAUGAAAUCCACCACAGACUCAAUGAAUUCACUGAUACAUUGGUGACGUUAACAUUGUUGUCAUGGAAUAUGCACCAGACUGCAUCAUGUUAUGCAGACUGUAGGGUGGCCUCAAACUGGCUUGACAAUUUCUGGACCUUUUGCGCCACUAUGGCCUUGCUUUGUAGGUUGUUUACAUAUUUUGACCUCAGCAAGAGGGCAUUGUCAUUCUUACCAGAUACUGGCAGCAAUUCCACUUUGUAGACACCUCUGAAAGGUAUGUAGCAGUGAUUCAGAGUGUUUUUAUGGCUCUGCUCUGUUAAUUGUCAUGGCCGGAGGCAAUAUGUCUUUUAGGUUGUGCAUGCGUCCUUUUCUCACGAAUGCAAUAUCUCAAAAAAGCCAAUUUCUUCAAAUUUGGGACAAGUAUGAAAUGAUUAGUUUCAUAUGGUCAAAAGUCUAGGUUACUGUGACCUCAGCUGUCUCAUUCUCAGGAACGUGAUAUCUCAAGGAAAUCUUCGGGUAAUUUUUCCAAAUUUGGAACAAACGUUUGCUUGGAGUCAAGGGUGAGCUGAUUAGAAUGUGGUAGUCGAAGGUUAAGAUUACUGUGACCUUACGUCUGUCUCAUUUCUGAACAGUAUAUCUCAAGAUAGCCUUGUGGGAAUUUCCUCAAAUUUGGCAAAAAUGUCCGCUUGAGAUUAGAAUUUGGUGGUCCCAGGUCAAAGGUCAAGAUAACUGUGACCUCACAAAACAUGAUUUUGGCCAUGACUCAGUAAUUCAUAAGCCAAUUAUGACAAAAUUUCACACAAAUGUCUUAUAGGAUAAAAUUAUGAAAUGAUAUAUCCAAAAGGACAAAGGUCAACUUCACUGUGGCAUCAUCAUGUUCUGCAAAGACACUUGCCUGGCCAUUACUUAAUGUCAUAACUCAGGAACAGAAGGGGCGGCGUUUGGACGCAUACUUAAUUGGUGACACUAAUCUCGGGUGUCCAAUGUGGAACUGUGCAAAUAGUAUAGAUCUUCUGUGCUGCCGGGGGGGAAGAUGUGGCACAAGGUGAGCAGGAAAGGGACAGCAUUUCAAUAUUCCUAUUGUCACACUAAUCCUUAUUCAUCAGAAAGCACAUGCCUCCUCCUUUUUUUUUAAUGCCAGAGUGCUCUGUUCUCCCGGAUCAGAUAUUGGAAAAAGAGUCACCCGAUUGAAUGGCGCUGUCUGGUGUUACAGGAUUUAGCCAAGUUUUGGUGAAACAAAGGACAUUGCAGUUCCUGAUAUCCUGUCAGAAACGGAUGUAGGCCUGGAGGUUAUCCAGUUUCUUAUCCAAUGCCUGUAUAUUGGUUAGCAGGAUGUUAGGCAGAGAAGAUGUCUAAGGCUGCGACCCCAGGCGGUGUUUAUGUGGAUAUGUAGAUAUGGAUAUAGAGAUGGUCAUACUUGUUUGUGUGGUCAUAAUUGUAGCUUUUGCCCAUCUUCUCCACCUCUUUCCUCUGUGUUUACUCUGAUGUUUACAUGGUAAAACCUCAGUCAGGUAGCAGAGUCGACAGGAGGACCGUAGUGAGUUGACUUCCCCAUCCUGUAACCAUACGUCAUCACUGUUCAAUCCAGAUCACAAAAAGCACAAACAAUAUUUGUAAAAUACAUGUAAGAGCAUAAAAUUGCAUAAAUUUAGCGGAGCUGACGUAGAGGCGACUGGAAAGGUCCAUACCACUGACUGAAAUUAAGUCUUCCUCAUUCUAAACGGGACGAUCUGGAACCCUCUCAACAGUACAGAGGUCCACAAACUCCUGACUUCAGGAGAUGAGUGCCGAUGUUUGGUGGCAGUACGGCACCAAAAAUAGGCGUCAUGGUGAUGGUAGUUAUUUACAUUCAUCCAUGAAUUUGGAAAACUCCUGGGAAUACUUCAGCACCCCACCAUCUACCAUCUGCUGUGACUAAACAUGCACUUCAUCAACAUUAACAAUCAUCAUUCCAUUGCUUUGACUAGACAAUCCACUUGUUAGAAAUGCAGCUCAAGGCUGACUAGUAAGGGAUCCAUUCAGGUAGAAGUUACUCAGGGGCUUUGGUGUUGGUUUCUUCACAUAGUAUCGAUUAGUGGGGAAUGCACAAGAGUUUAUAAAGCAAUAUUGCCAAGUGCAACUUUUCUAUUUUUUGUACGUCAUCUGUUGAAUCUCCUUUUGCUGUGGUAUGUACACAUAAACUAGGUGCCUUACACCUAUAUAACACCACUGUGCAAAACAACACUGUGUCUGUAUAACACUUUGGGGUUUUUCAGGAGAAUGUACUGUUACUUGGCAGUCAUUUUUAAUACAUUGGAUUGUUAUUAUAACACAUGAACAUGAUACUGUAUGUGCUAGUCCUCAAAGUGUUGAAAAGUAACCAAUAUUUUUAAAGCUGUCUAAAGGGAUAUGUUGGGAAAAUAAGCAUUUAAUGAGAUCUUGUCUUUUUACUUUUCUGCACCUGUUAUAGAACUCAAGGGCUUCCUCCACUGAAAUGGUUAAAACGUUUUAUGAACGUAGUUGUCAAUGAUGGUGUUAUUGUGUUUAUUUGUAAGAACUGAUGUUAAGCCUGAUUUCAGAUGUGAAGGAGAGGACCACCUCUCCUGAAUCAAUUUGGUGAAUAUAAUUGCAAUAUUGUAAUUAUUUACCACUGAAUGAUGUUUAAAACCUAAUCUUUGCAAUAGAAAUUGAGUCCAAAUAACUUGAGUGGUGUCUCUUAAUGUGGCUAUUGUGUGAGUUUCCAUUAAAGUUUUACUGGCUGUAAAAUGCUCGUACAAGUUUA
Messenger RNA from Epinephelus lanceolatus (giant grouper), 7094 nucleotides. RefSeq names its product sodium/myo-inositol cotransporter-like. NCBI's taxonomy places the organism in Eukaryota, Metazoa, Chordata, Actinopteri, Perciformes, Serranidae. Gene Ontology annotation, molecular function: D-glucose:sodium symporter activity. Gene Ontology annotation, biological process: inositol metabolic process; transmembrane transport; myo-inositol transport. Gene Ontology annotation, cellular component: plasma membrane. The record is from RefSeq and is a predicted model, not a curated record.